CCAACUUUUUUGCCACUGCUAUGCAAGCGUGCUGUGAUCUUAAGGAUAUCAAGCUUGCCUAUCAGUUAAAUAAGGCAAUGGAGAAGGGUGACAACUGGAAAUUCUUGGACAUGGAUCGUCUGAAUGCCUACUGGUCAAAAUUCUUUUCAUUGUUGUGUAUGAUGGAACAAAUCGAUGUUGUGUUGAAGUGGUACAAAGAAAUGUCCCCUUCGGUCUUUUAUCCAACUCCUAAAAAUAUAUUGGACCUCCUUCAAGCGCUGGAUGCAGCCAACCACUUGGAAGUGAUCCCUUCAGUCUGGGAAGAUAUGAAGCAGUUGGGGUUUCAGAAGAGACAGGACUUGUUGGAAGAGCUCUUGUCUUUGAUGAGCAGGGAGCAGCACCCUGCGGAGAUUCAAGUGGCGUUUGCCAAGUGUGCUGAAGAUAUCAAAGCUGUCCAUGAGCAGAGCGGGAGGGAGCAGGCCCCGUUGGAAUGGACAGGCAGCGCGCUGGGCCACGUCGUGCUCUUGUUUUCCAGGGCUGGGAGAACCCAGGAUGCUUGGAACAUGAUGCAGCGCUUCCAACAAAUCAAUAGAAUUCCCCCUGACCAGGUGAUGAACGAGUUCUUGAACUCUGCUAAACAAUCUAAUUGCCCAGAUGAGGCAAUUAAGCUGGUAAAGCUGGCAGCGUCCUUCGGUCUUCCUUCCUUUCAAGAGCUUAAAAGCAGAACAGAGAAGGAAUUUGAACUCUCUGAAAAGCAGAAGAAGACACUGGAGAGUAUCAAGUCAGACAGCGACAGCAGUGACAGUAGCGACAGUGACAGUGACCAUGAGUAGCUGUCCCUCUUGCCUUCCCCCUGGGAAAA
This is a messenger RNA of Apaloderma vittatum (bar-tailed trogon), 841 nucleotides long. RefSeq names its product pentatricopeptide repeat domain 3 (gene PTCD3). Gene Ontology annotation, cellular component: mitochondrion. Gene Ontology annotation, biological process: mitochondrial translation. The record is from RefSeq and is a predicted model, not a curated record. NCBI's taxonomy places the organism in Eukaryota, Metazoa, Chordata, Aves, Trogoniformes, Trogonidae. Gene Ontology annotation, molecular function: protein binding; rRNA binding; ribosomal small subunit binding. The transcript is spliced from 9 exons. The annotation marks the transcript as partial.